ACUUACCUAUCAUACAACUCAACACAUUUGUACUUGACGGUGUUAUCCACACCAAAUUCAUCAGCAAGCUUAAAUAUAAAUUCGACAACUUUUGGUGAAAACGAUCUGUGCGGUUACAAGCAUAGACCUAAAAAAUGGUUACAAGUUGUAGUCACAAACUUACCACAGCACACUAUUCUACGUCUACAAAGGUUUUUUUUCUUCAUAAAAACAUUGGUGCGCCUGCCCGGUUGAAGAUAAGUUAUCAGUUAUCUAUCUGACACCAUUUUGUCGGUGAUCCAGUUUAUCAGACAAAAACAGUAUAAUUAUUAAUUUAUACGAUUAUCAUGAACACCACGAUAACACUAUAAUAUUGAAGUGUUGAAUAGUUGGGCUGUCGGGAUACUACUUACACAAAUGACAUCAUAGGUGGCCAUAGCAAAUGAAGAUAGAAUAUCUUCAUUUUGCGUAGUGGACGAACGAAAAAACAAAAUCAUCAUAUGGCUCCUAUAAGGGAUUUUGAUAUUUGUUUCACGAUGCAAACAGUAUCUAAACUACCUAUUAAGUGUUUUGUCAACAUGUGAUAGCAAGUUGACGGAUAAACGAUUAAAAAUGGUAGACACAAACACCAAGGAUGAAGAACCUCUAGUCGAAGACUCUUCAAUAAUUACAUCAUUUUCAAAAAUUAGUACGGCUCUUUUCUAUGCCGCUGCGUCUAUGUUAAUCACUGUAGUGAAUAAAUCUGUACUAACUAGUUAUGGGUUUCCGUCCUUCCAAUUUCUAGCCAUUUGCCAAAUGUUUAUGACAAUUUUUGUACUGUUUACAGCCAAAAGUCUUGGAAAACUAAAAUUUCCAGAUUUAAAUAGCCACACAUUUAAAGAUACGUUUCCAAUGCCUCUAAUAUAUUUAGGUAAUAUGGAGUUUGGUUUAGGCGGUACCAAAGAAUUAAGCUUGCCAAUGUUCACCAUGUUAAGACGUUUCUCUAUACUGAUAACCAUGUUGGGUGAAUACUAUUUGCUCAACAUUAGGCCCAAGUUUUCUGUCAAAAUAUCGGUUGGCAUGAUGGUGUCUGGUGCCAUUAUAGCAGCAAGUAAUGACCUAGGAUUCAAUUUAAACGGAUACAUGUUUGUACUGUUUAAUGAUUUCCUGACUGCUGCAAAUGGAGUAUUCACCAAAAAAAAAUUAAACUCCAAAAAAGAAAUGGGGAAAUAUGGACUUAUGUAUUACUCAUCUUUGUUCAUGAUACCGCCUGCUUUAAUACUGUUAUAUUUUUCGGGCGAUCUAGAUAAAGUAUACAGAUUCAGUUAUUGGUUGCAUACACCGUUUUUAAUCCAAAUUUUCAUCUCAUCUAUAAUGGGCUUUAUUUUAAAUUAUAGCAUAAUGCUAUGUACUCAAUACAAUUCAGCUUUGACAACAACAAUUAUCGGAUGUCUUAAAAAUAUAUUUGUUACCUAUAUGGGUAUGUUUAUUGGUGGUGACUAUGUGUACACAUUGAAUAAUUUCAUUGGUAUUAAUAUCAGUGUUAUUGGUAGUCUAUUUUAUACUUAUGUUACAUUCAGACCAUCUUCACCAUCUCAAAUUAAGUUGCCAAAUACUAUAAAUGUAUAAAACUUUGUUCUAUACAAUAUUGUCUGAUUUAUAUCAAAUUAAAUUUAUUAAUUAUAAUUUAUAAUACUAGUUACCUUUUAAAUUAUUGUAUUUUAUUUUUCAUUGUGUAUUUUACUUGUAUG
Rhopalosiphum maidis (corn leaf aphid) is the source of this 1709-nucleotide messenger RNA. RefSeq names its product UDP-sugar transporter UST74c-like. Gene Ontology annotation, molecular function: antiporter activity; GDP-fucose transmembrane transporter activity. NCBI's taxonomy places the organism in Eukaryota, Metazoa, Arthropoda, Insecta, Hemiptera, Aphididae. Gene Ontology annotation, cellular component: Golgi apparatus. The coding region runs from base 592 to 1587 and encodes 331 amino acids. The transcript is spliced from 5 exons. The record is from RefSeq and is a predicted model, not a curated record.